This is a messenger RNA of Callorhinchus milii (elephant shark), 3621 nucleotides long. RefSeq names its product nucleolar protein with MIF4G domain 1 (gene nom1). Gene Ontology annotation, molecular function: protein binding; RNA binding. The transcript has 12 exons. The annotation marks the transcript as partial. NCBI's taxonomy places the organism in Eukaryota, Metazoa, Chordata, Chondrichthyes, Chimaeriformes, Callorhinchidae. Gene Ontology annotation, cellular component: nucleolus. Gene Ontology annotation, biological process: ribosomal small subunit biogenesis. The record is from RefSeq and is a predicted model, not a curated record.
GUCAAGGUCGGUGGGAAGCCGCGCCCGCGGGGGAGCACGAGGAGCGGCGGCGGCGGUGGUGUUGACGACGGUGCCGGUGUCUCGGCCCGGAAUCUCCGGCGGUUGAAGUUCACGGUCGAGAAGUUCGUGGAGGGCAGCCGGGGGUCGCCGGAGCUCGGGGCUGCUGCCGACUGGGCAGGUCCAGGCCCCCCGGCGGGCCCCGGCCCGAGCCGCAAACAGGCCAGGAGGGAGCAGCGGCUGCUGAAGAAGCGGCGGCGGAGGGACUAUUACCUGAGGAGACACUUGGAGCCGGAGCAAACGGCGGGAGAGACCCCGGGGCCGGGAGGCGAGGCCGAGGGAGAGGCCGAGGAGGAGGAGGAGACGCCGCCGGACAAGGCCGCGCGAGUGAAACCGCCCGGGAAAAGCCAGGUGGCUAAACCCGCCCCGGUCCCCCGGCCUCACGGCGGGCCGAGCGAGGCCAGGAACAGGGGUUUGCUGGAGGCCAACGAGGCCGAGGAGAAGGAGAUCAAGUGGCUGGAGAGGGCCCUGGGCCUGAACAAGCGCCGCAGGAAGAGCGGCGCCAUCCCGCAGUCCUUCGCCCGGGACGGGCUGGAUUACAUCCUGGGCGUGAUCGAGCCCGGAGCCGCCGUGUCCGCCUUGUGCGAUAGCGACGGGGCGGAGGAAGAGGAGGAGGAGGCGGCGGCCAGCGCCAUGCAGAAACUGAUGGCUGAGGAGGAGCCCAGUCAGUCUGAAGCUGCUGAGGAAGGUGAAGCUGCUGAGGAAGGUGAAGCUGCUGAGGAAGGUGAAGCCGAUGAGGAAGGUGAAGCUGACGUGCCCUCAGACAAUGAAAGUGGAGUGGAGGAGGAGGAGGAGGCGAUGGAAGUGGAAACUGCCCACAGUCUUGAGGACAGACUUGAAUUACACGAGAGCGACUCUGGACGAACCCCUGGGAAGGACAAGGUAGAAAGAUCAAAUGGAAAAUAUAUCCCUCCACAAUUACGUAGAAUGGAUGUGAAGAAAAAGGAAGAACUUGAAAGACUGAAGAAGGCUGUGAAAGGACUUCUGAAUAGGUUGAGUGAACCUAACAUGGCCUCCAUUAGUGGUCAGUUUGAAGAGCUUUACAUGACCAACAGUCGUAAAGAUAUGAAUGAUACUCUGACAGAUCUCCUCUUGGCUGCCUGUGUCACUCCUGCCUUGAUGCCUGACAGACUGCUGAUGGAGCAUGUUCUGUUAGUUAGCAUUCUUCAUCACAAUGUUGGAAUUGAGGUGGGAGCCCAUGUUUUGGAAAUAGUAGUGAAGAAGUUCGAUGAACUGUCUCAACAUUAUACUGAGGGAAAAGAAUGCGAUAACUUAAUCAACUUGGUUGCACACCUUUACAACUUUCACGUGAUUCACGCUGUUUUAAUGUUCGAUAUUCUCAAGAAGCUCACAAGCAACUUCAAAGAAAAGGACAUUGAACUGAUCCUUUUUUUACUGAAGCGUGUUGGAUUUUCCCUGCGGAAGGAUGAUGCUCUGGCAUUGAAGGGGUUGAUUUUGGAGGGGCAAAACAAAGCCAACAGUGUUGGGAAGCAAUUUCAGGACCAGACCAGGGUUCGAUUUAUGUUGGAAACAAUGCUUGCACUAAAAAACAAUGAUGUACGGAAAAUCCCCGGUUAUGAUCCUGAACCCGUUGAAAGACUUCGAAAACUGCAGCGAACUCUGAUCCGUAAGAGUGGUGGUGACUUCCAGCUCCGUGCAACAUUAGAAAACUUACUGGAAGCAGACCAGGUAGGCCGUUGGUGGAUUGUUGGAUCUUCCUGGAGUGGAGCCCCCAUGAUUGACAACAGCUCAACGACACAGCAGCAGAACGUUGUUGGAGAGGUUAGCGCAAAAAUGAUGGAGCUUGCAAGAAAACAGAGGAUGAAUACAGAGAUACGAAGAAAUAUCUUUUGUGUUGUGAUGACCAGUGAAGAUUAUUUGGAUGCUUUUGAAAAGCUCUUAAGACUUGGAUUGAAAGAUCAGCAAGAAAGGGAGAUAAUUCACAUCCUUGUUGAUUGUUGUCUUCAAGAAAAGACAUUUAAUCCUUUCUAUGCUUUCCUAGUGGGAAAGUUCUGUGAAUAUGAGAGAAGAUUUCAGAUGACAUUCCAAUUCACCAUGUGGGAUCGAUUCAGGGAUUUAGAAAACAUGACCACUGUGACGACCACAAAUUUGGUUAAUUUACUUGUCCAUCUUCUCAGCAGAAAAGUGCUGUCUCUCUCCAUCUUUAAGGUGAUUGAAUUCAGUGAACUGGAUAAACCUAAAGUCAAGUUUCUGCGGCAGAUUCUAGUAAAAAUGCUUCUGGAAUUGGAACCAGAAGAAUUGACGAGCGUAUUUCAAAGGAUCUCUGGAAUUCCGAAGUUAGCCAUGUUACGAGAAGGUCUGAAACUCUUCAUCACACACUUCCUUUUAAAGAAUGCCUCCAAUCUUGGCUCCUCACAGGAAGCUAAUUUACUUAAAGAACAUGUUGACCUUGCUAAAAAGGCUCUACAAGCCAAAGAUGCUAAACUGAAAUUUUAAAUAUUACAGAUGUCAUACGGAUGGACAGGAACUGAGAAAUCUUGUAUAUUUUGACUUAAAAGACCUUUGUUACAAAAUAGAGGAGUGAUAGCGUCACUGGUUGAAACUUUGUACAGUAAACUUCACAAGUUGUAUCUGUUGGGACCAUACACUUAAUAACUUAUGCAAAGUAUGAUUGAUGUGAAUAAGUCGUAUCAUAUGACUUGUAUAAAGUUACGUUUAAAUUGGGUUUUACAUUACUUCUACAUAAAUACACAAUUAUGAGCUGGCUGCUGACAUUAAGGUAAGGUUUCUGUACCAUGUUUAGCCCAUGUAUAUUAAAGCUAUGGUAGCUCAUUCCUUCUAUGUACAGUACUGCAUCUCAUGUGAAGAAAACAUGUGCUGUACAAUGAAUGGCACAACCAACCAGGUUUUGAAACAACAGUUUUAAUAGAAUAUAAACUCUUCCAAAGGACACAGUAUUCUGGAACUGAAUUAUCAAUCGUACUUGUUCACUGUUAUGUACUGCACAUGUAGUUCCUCCAUAUUACAGCCGGGAAAUUAGCAUGUAGGUCGGGACUUAGGUUUGUGCGAUUAUCUGACAUGGAGCACUGUGUAUACUGCUUCAAGACCGGUAAACGCACACCCUUCACUCUCCACGUCAUCACACAUUACUCCAUGUGAUCAGUCUCCUCUUUCCUCUCUCAGCCCUCACUGCCAUGAGCAAUGACACUGGGAGGAAGGUUGUGGAGAGUUAGGGUCCUACCGGUGGUAGUGGGAAACAGUUUUAAUCCGGCAGCCAGUAACUUCAGAAGCGUUGCUAUGAGUUGUCAGAUUGUUAAUAUGACUUCAUAUACAUUUAAGUGUAUUUAAUAGGUAAUUCAAUGGCACUUGGGCAACAUAGGCGAUUAUGAUUUAUACAGAUCAGAUUUAUGUGACUUACUAAACUAAUUUAUUUAGAAAAUCUACUUUGCAAUUAGUUGCAUGUGCAGAAGCAAGCACUAGGUGGUGCAUUUCUACUGUAUCAGUAUGUUGGUGCCUUGUUCUCACCAGGCCUUUUUGUGCUGGUAGUUGCUUUGCAAUUGAAAGUUUCCAUUUGUAUUAUCAAUAAAACCUAGCUAUAUAUUC